Branchiostoma belcheri (Belcher's lancelet) is the source of this 2160-nucleotide messenger RNA. Its product is annotated as gastrula zinc finger protein XlCGF8.2DB-like. Gene Ontology annotation, molecular function: RNA polymerase II transcription regulatory region sequence-specific DNA binding; DNA-binding transcription factor activity, RNA polymerase II-specific. NCBI's taxonomy places the organism in Eukaryota, Metazoa, Chordata, Leptocardii, Amphioxiformes, Branchiostomatidae. The transcript has a single exon. The record is from RefSeq and is a predicted model, not a curated record. The annotation marks the transcript as partial. Gene Ontology annotation, biological process: regulation of transcription by RNA polymerase II. Gene Ontology annotation, cellular component: nucleus.
GCGGACGCUGCGGAGGAGCGUGCAGGUACUCUAAAGGAACAUAUGCGGAGUCACACUGGAGAGAAACCAUACAGGUGCGAGGAAUGCGGCAAACAGUUCAGCCAGUCGAGUAGUCUGUGGAGUCACAUGCGGACUCACACUGGCGAGAAGCCCUACCUGUGUGAGGAGUGCGGUAAACAGUUCAGUCGGCUAGGUAAUCUAAAAGUGCACAUGACGACCCACACUGGUGAAAAACCGUACAUAUGUGAAGUAUGUGGCAAUCAUUUUAGUCAUCUCGGUUCUCUGACAAGUCACAUGUGGACUCACACUGAUGAGAAACCAUACCGGUGUGAGGAAUGCGGUAAACAGUUCAGUCAGCUGAGUCAUCUGAAAACUCACAUGCGGACUCACACCGGUGAGAAACCCUACCGCUGUGAAGAGUGUGGCAAACAGUUCAGUCGGCUAGAUAAUAUGAAAGAACACACAAAGACCCAUAGAGGUGAGAAGCCAUACACAUGUGAGGAGUGUGGAAAACAUUUCAGCCACCUCCGUAGCGUGAAACAACACAUGAAGACUCACACUGGUGAGAAACCGUACAGAUGUGAGGAGUGCGGCAAACAGUUUAGUCAGCUGGGCAAUCUGGUAAACCACGUGCGGACUCACACUGGUGAGAAACCCUACAACUGUGAACUGUGCAAUAGAAGCUUCACUUAUCCAAGUAGUCUAAAGAGACAUGCAUGUGUGAAGACUUGUACCAGCCAACAACCAUCCUUACCAGUGUGACAUUGAAAGUUACCAGAAAUUGUUUUCUCUCUUUAAGAAGCACAGAACACAUGGGAAAUUUUCUUCUUUUUCUACGAUGUACAAGACGUAAUUCAAAGGCAUGUGCAUCAUGAAAUAUGCUGUAACCAUGUAUGUACAUGCAUAAUAUGUACUUAGCAUUAAAUUUACAUAACAUAGCAAGAUUGCAAGCCGUGGAAAUAUUUCUUUUGUUAAGGUUACCCGUAUCAAACAUGUUAAAGUUUUGAUAUUUUUGGUUGUAUCAGUCAAUUCGUACACAGUAGUUCUUGAAGUUAUUGUAUUUCUCAUUUUACUUAGCUGUAGAAUUGCUGAUUUACUAGCAGUACGAUACAGUUGGAUACAGUUGAAAAAAAAUUGUGCAGUAAUAAGUUUGCUUACCUAAACUGACUCACUUUGUUGUUAUACGUUUAAUAUCAACACCGCCUUCUGCUAAACCUGUUGUUUGUUCCUUGUAUUGUUGUAUUGCUAAUAAACUACGAACAUAAAUAGUGUUUUGUUGUAUAACUUUUGAAUAAGAUUUUGUUAGGGGAGUUGGGUGGAAUAGCUUGACCGACGGGGACAUGCACCAAGUUGACUGGACCGAGUUUGUAGUUUGUAAUGGUUCGAGUCGUCCGAUAAUCCAUACGUACGUCUGUUGCUAGUGGGCUGUUGACAGCGGAAGGUCUUGCAGGGAAAACCUAACUACGACUUGCUGCCUAUAUCAUGUUAUAAUUAGGGCAGGGUGGGGAAUAAUCGUCCAACCACAAUUAAGCUUAUAACAUAAGAUUGUAACAUACCAACAUAUCGACAUAUUGUCUGUCUAACAAUGCGUUAGACAGACAAUAUGUCGAGAAUGUACAAUCCCACCAUCAACACAAUAAGCGGCCUUCGUGUCGACCUUUCCUUGCCCCUAGACAAGACAACACCAGCUCCUGUACCCAAACAAGAAGAACUGAUUCAUAAGCAUUGACGUUGUCUUUAUUAAUAGCCUUGUCUUAUUCCUUGUUGUCUAAGGUUUGUAUGAGUUACCAAAGAUGCAGGUUUCCUCUCUUCAAGAAGUACAGAACAUGUGGGAGAUUCUAAGGAUGUUCUUCACCUCCCUGCUAAAAUAAUAAGUCAUACCCUUUCCCCCGGCAAUAUUAGACUAAAAGUUAAGAAAACAGCAAAGCUUCAAUUUUCUAGCAUGUCUAUUUAUUCAACCCUGGCAAUCAUUUUAAUAAUAAUAAGAAAUGAAAGCAUUUGCUUUCACCACAAAGUUAUUUGCUGCGCAUUUCUUUUAAAUAGCUUUCAAUAGUAAAAAUAAUACGGUAGUUAAGUCACAUUAUUAUUUUAACAUCCAAUUUUUAGAAACAAAACAAAUGUACAAAGCGAUUAUAUUACCUACGACACCGAAGACUAGAG